AAAACCCUCCGCCCCCGGCAGUUUCCCCUCCUCGUUGGCGGCUCGGUGAUAGACAUUCCGCUGCUUCCAAUCGGGAGCGUCCAGUGCCGGGCGUAGCCAAUCGGAGGCUCCGGUGGGCGGGGCGGCCGGGACAGUUCGACUUGGCGGUUCCACUUCAACAUGGCCGAAGCGAGCGACGUUAAUGCAGCCAGCGGCUGUGAGGAAAAGGGGCCUGAGGGGUCGUCCCCGGAAUCGGUGCCCCCCGACACCAGCAUUUCGAGGAUGAAGCUCCUCGACACCACGGUGGAUACUUUUCUCCAGAAGCUGAUCGCCGCCGGGAGCUACCAGAGAUUCACGGACUGUUACAAGCGCUUCUACCAGUUACAGCCGGAGGUGACACGGCGCAUCUAUGACAAGUUUGUAACCCAGUUGCAGACGUCUAUCCGGGAGGAGAUCUCUGACAUCAAAGUGGAGGGGAACCUGGAGGCUGUUCUGAAUGCCCUGGAUGCCAUUGUGGAAGAAGGCCGAGACCGCACGGAGCCAGCCUGGCGCCCCAGUGGGAUCCCAGAGAAGGACCUGCGCAGUGUCACUGUGCCCUGCCUCCUGCGUCAGCGGGAUGCCCUGCAGCGCCGGCUGCAGAGACUGGAGGCUGAGAACAGGCAGCUGGCAGACGCCGUCCUAGCCGGGCGCCAGCAGGUGCAGGAGCUACAGCUGCAGGGCCAGGCCCGGUGGCAGACCUGGCAGGCUCUGCAUAGAGGACGCAAGGAGCUGGUUGCUGUGCUGAGGGAGCCUGAGUGAGGGAGUCGGCGGGAACCGGGAGCAAAAGGUGUCCCUGUUGAGGGCCUGUGGCGAGCGCCUCUGAGAACAGCUGAAAUGGUGCCCAAUCCCUAAGCAGUGAUGGAAUUUGCUGGGGACACCCCGAGCAGUCCCCAAUACUGCUGUGCCUUGGGGCUCCUGUGGACGAACGGACACACACACACACCACCUUCGGCUUCCAUCCUAUUGUCUUCUGACAGGGACCCUGGGAAGCAGGCUCAAGCCUCUCCUCUGGGCCCCCCUUCUGCGGUUCCCAAGCCCUCCCUCCGGGCUGGCCUGGGGGAUCUGUUUUCAAUCUCCACUGAUUGCCCCCUUGCCAGCCAGCCCCAGGGCUCUGGCCAUGCUCUGCCCACAUCCGUAAAUAAACUUCCUCCAC
Messenger RNA from Hipposideros armiger (great roundleaf bat), 1171 nucleotides. RefSeq names its product polyamine modulated factor 1 (gene PMF1). The transcript is spliced from 5 exons. Gene Ontology annotation, cellular component: MIS12/MIND type complex. Gene Ontology annotation, biological process: chromosome segregation. Bases 160 to 777 code for a protein of 205 amino acids. The record is from RefSeq and is a predicted model, not a curated record. NCBI's taxonomy places the organism in Eukaryota, Metazoa, Chordata, Mammalia, Chiroptera, Hipposideridae.